CUGUAUGUUAGCAGACGCCCUGCAGGUGUAUGCGCGCCUCUGCCACAGCCAACAACCCUCCACAGUUCACUAUGACCUUAACCCCAUGGGUAGUGACAGCUGGACAGGAUGUCAUCCUGCAAACAGUUGAAACAAUCGACCUUGAGUCUGACUCCAUAACCUACUCUCUUAAAACGGCACCCUCUGGUGUCAGUGUCGACACACUAACAGGCAACCUGACAUGGAGUAGUGCACCUUACGACAUUGAAAAUCUGCCGGCGAUAACGUUGCUGGCGAGCGACGGUCAAACAGCCAGCCUGACCCUCCUACCUGUACUACUGUGCACCUGUCAGCAGCCUUCUAAUGUCAACGGCGUCUGUGAAGGCUGGCUGGUGUACCCGUGGGUCGGGGCACAGAGCCUGUGCGCUAACCACUACAAAGGCUGCUACGACUGGCGGUACGGGAAAACUGCAACCAGUGCCACCUACAGGCGUCAACCAGUGUCCGUGCUCACUAGGUGUCGCUACCACUGA
Messenger RNA from Priapulus caudatus, 512 nucleotides. RefSeq lists its product as uncharacterized. Lineage: Eukaryota; Metazoa; Priapulida; Priapulimorpha; Priapulimorphida; Priapulidae. The record is from RefSeq and is a predicted model, not a curated record. Gene Ontology annotation, molecular function: calcium ion binding. Bases 30 to 512 code for a protein of 160 amino acids. The transcript has 4 exons. Gene Ontology annotation, cellular component: membrane.